CCCCAUUAAUGGACGAAAACCUAGUAUGGACAGAAGCUUCUAUCCCAAAAAAUUUAUCAUCAUCAGAAAUGAUGAUACCCCUACAUAUUGUCCUAUAUGGGCGUCCCGGAAAUACAGAGAUUGUAAGCACACACUUGGCUGAACGAAAGGUGUAUUUGACCGAUCCCAUUAUUUACAAUGUCGCGACGCGUUACUCAAAUCCACACAAUUCGCCACAUGGUUGCAUUUCUCAAUUGAAUAAAAACGUGAAUAACCAAUAUAGAGGUUACCAAGGAACUUAUGGAAAUACAACUACAAUGUCUCCAGAAGAAAUGAAAAAUCAAAUUGAUAAAGUAUUUGAUUCUUUAAUGAAUGCUGAAAAUAUUCCGGAGGCACAGCCUGAUCCACGCCUUAUUACACCAUUAUACAAACAUCAAAAACAAGCUCUAUAUUUUCUUUUGGAACGUGAAAAAUACAAUGAUUUCACUAACAAUGAGACCAACGCAUUGACAUCUCUUUGGCGCACGGGAACAAGUGCUGGGCGUCAUACGGUUUAUUACAAUGUCAUUACAAAUAAAGAAACAAUGGAAAAACCUCAAAUGAGGGGUGGGAUUGUUGCAGAUGACAUGGGGCUUGGUAAAACCAUACAAAUAAUCGCAUUGAUACUUAGUACACAAAAUGAAGCACUCAACUUCUGUCAGAAUUCUGAUGAAGCGUGUGUUUCGAAAACCAUGAUCGAAACUUCAACAUCUGGUUCACAUAUAACGGCUAGUAGUCACAACUUCGCAAGUAAAUCCCACACUUCAUCAACAUUUUUAAAACAGGAUCAUUUAAUAAGAUCUAGAGGAACCUUAAUAAUAUGUCCUCUUUCGGCUGUAUCAAAUUGGGAGGAACAGCUUUCUAGUCAUGUUCAAGAAGGUGCAUUGAGUUUAUAUGUAUAUCAUGGAGGGGCCCGAAUUUCAGACCCUUCUCUUCUAGUAAAUUACGACAUUGUGAUUACAACAUACAACGUUUCUGGAACAGAGUACAGUAAACAGUCACGGGAAAAUAGCUCUAUACCUAGUGCUUUGCAAAAGAUUCAUUGGUUCCGAAUUGUGUUAGAUGAAGCGCACAUUAUUAGAGAUGUUAAUACAGUACAGAGUAAGGCUGCACAUUCUUUGAAGUCAGAACGACGAUGGUGCUUGACGGGGACACCUAUUCAAAAUAAGGUGGAUGAUCUUUUUGCGCUUAUCAAAUUUCUACAUAUGCAUCCUUUUGAUGAAAAAGACAAAUGGAAUUAUUAUAUCUCGCGUCCGAUAAAGUCAAUUGACCUUGUUGGCAUAAGUCGGCUACAAAUUUUGAUGAAAUGCAUUACCCUCCGCAGAACAAAAAUACAUGAUGGAAAGCCCUUGUUAUCUUUGCCACCUCGUAACUAUUAUAUACGAUAUCUUGAACUUAACGAGUACGAACGUAAAUUGUAUGAUAAAAUAUAUUGUUCACAAGCUGAACAGUUCAAAAGAUUAGAGCAACAAAAUAAUAUUAUGCAACAUUACGUGAGCAUUUUACAGUCUAUAUUAAGAUUGCGUCAAAUUUGUGCACAUUUUGCCUUAGUCAAAGAGUCAGAGCUACUGGAUGAUUUUGGAGGCAAGGCUGUUAGUGAUGGUUUAACCCCUGCAAGAGGAAUGAUGUUGCUUAACCUUGUCAGAGAAAGUGGCAUGGAUCAAUGUGGUUCUUGUAUGCAGGAAUUAGCACAAACUUCCAUUGUGACGAAAUGCGAACAUUUGUUUUGUAUGGAAUGCGCAACAAAGGUGAUGGGUGAUAUAUUAGUAUCAACAAAUUCAAUAACAAAUUCAUGUAAGUCGCCCGCAUUUGUUGCUUGUCCUUCAUGCGGACACAUUCUAGGAACAUCUGAUGUCCUUGAAGUCAAUGAUUCAAAAAAUUUUGAAAAUAAUUAUCAGUUAAGAACUGAUAGAGAAAAAAACAUACAUAGUACCAAAGUAGAAGCUUUAGUCACUGAUUUAUUGCAAGCAAAGGUUGAUGGCAUUAAAAGUGUUGUAUUUUCACAAUGGACUAGAAUGUUGGACUUGAUUGAGGACGCUUUGAAAGAAAAAAAUAUUCUUUUUACACGGCUAGAUGGCACUAUGAGUCGAGCUGAACGUACACAUAAUAUGGACGUUUUUAAGCAGAAAAAUGACGUGAGCGUCAUACUCGUUUCAUUAAAGGCCGGUUGUGUUGGCGAUAAGAAUCCUAUUAAUUCAAAGUUUAUCCAUGUUCAUAGAUUGAAUUUAACAAGCGCUCAAAGAGUAUAUCUUAUGGAUCCUUUUUGGAAUCCAUCAGUAGAAAGUCAAGCGAUUGAUAGAAUUCAUCGAUUAGGACAGACCUCUGCUGUGGAUAUAAUUAAAUUUAUUAUUCAAGAUUCAGUGGAAGAAGGUAUUUUAGAACGGCAACGUCGCAAAUUAGAACUUGCAAAGUUGACAUUAUCCAAAAAAUUGAGUAAAGAAGAAAUUGCAAAACGUAGAUUAGAAGAUUUGAAAAUUUUGUUCAAAUAA
Dentiscutata heterogama is the source of this 2507-nucleotide messenger RNA. The record is from the annotation of a GenBank genome assembly. NCBI's taxonomy places the organism in Eukaryota, Fungi, Glomeromycota, Glomeromycetes, Diversisporales, Gigasporaceae.